CACAGGCUCACAGCUCAGUCUCUCUCUCUACAAAAUCCUGUAAUUACCCUUCUUGUUUGGUCUUUGGUGUAUAAUUUUUGCUUCUACUUCUCGUUUCUAGGUGCCUCUCUGACUCUCCUCUCUCUCUCUGCCUUUUGCCCUAAAAGAGGCACUCUUAUUGCUUCAUAAGCCCCUCUCAUCGGCAGUCUUUUCAGACCCAACUUGGGAGAGGGAGAGAGGGAUAUAGAGAGAGGGAGAGAUAGACUCUGAUUUUCUCUGGGUUUUUUGGGGCUUUGAAUCAUUUAUUGUUCUUUGAAUCAAAAUAUGCUCUUAAUCUGUAAAAUCUCAAUAUAGAACACAGUAAAAUCGUCUCCCUAUCGCCAUUUCUUGUUUAAUCAUUAAAAAGAAGCUUUUUUUCGAAGUGGGUAUUGGUGAUGGCACCAAGUUUUGACUGUUCUGUUUCGAGCCUUCUGUGUGCGGAAGAGGGUGGCAGCGUUUUUGAUGAUAACGAUUACAAUGGUGUAGUGGCGGAGUCUGAGACCAUUGCGCAGUGCCAUUGGAAUCAUCGAAACAUUAAUAACAAGCUGCCGUUUGAUGGUGGAGAUGGGUUGCCAUUGCAGAGUGAAGCAUGUGUGAGUUCGAUGAUUGAAAAGGAAUGCCAACACAUGCCCUCUGUUCAUUACUUGAGGCGGCUUCAAAAUGGGGAUUUAGACUUGGGGGCAAGAAAGGAGGCUAUUGAUUGGAUCGGAAAGGUACAAGCUCAUUAUGAUUUUGGUCCUCUAUGUGCAUAUCUCGCGAUAAAUUACUUGGAUAGAUUUCUUUCAUCCUAUGAAUUGCCUAAGGGCAAACCUUGGAUGAUGCAGUUAUUGGCUGUGGCAUGUUUGUCCCUCGCGGCGAAAUUGGAUGAAACUGAAGUUCCUUUAUCUCUAGAUCUACAGAUGGGUGAUGCUAAAUAUAUAUUUGAGGCUAGAACAAUACAAAGAAUGGAGCUUCUGGUGCUCCACAACUUAAAGUGGAGAAUGCAAGCAGUGACUCCUUACUCUUUCAUUGACUAUUUCCUCCGCAAGAUCAACGACGAUCAAACCCAACUUAGAAUUUUAAUUUUGCGAGCAGUCCAGCUCAUAUCAUGCACAAUAAAAGGGAUUGAAUUCUUGGAAUUCAAGCCUUCUGAGGUUGCAGCAGCUGUGGCAAUUGCUGUUGGAGGAGAAAUUCUAACAAUAGACAAUGACAAGGCAAUUUCAGCUCUCACUCAAUGCAUAGAAAAGGAGAGGGUGUUGAAGUGUGUUGAACUAAUCAUUGAGUCAUCAUUGAAUGAUGGGUUGGUUAAGGGUGCUGGUGGUUCACUCCCAUCUGUGCCCCAAAGCCCCAUCGGGGUGCUGGAUGCUGCUGCGUGCUUGAGCUAUAGAAGCGACGACACAACUGCUGGGUCGUGCGUGAAUUCUUCGCAAAACAGUCCUGUUGCCAAAAGGAGGAAGAUGGACAGACCUUGUGAAUUGGAGCUGCAAAAGUGAUGGAAGCUGUUUUUUUCACCCUUAAACCAAUAUGUUUGAUUUUGUUCAGUAUCAGUUUUGGUGUCUGUGAAGGUCAUCCCUAAGACAAUCAAAACACAAUUAAAAAUCGAAAAGCCGGAAAAAAAAAAAGGUAAAGAGGAUUGUGAAUGGGGAGAAUGGAGGAGGAAAAAUGGGAUUGGAAUAUUUGAUGUUCUUAAGCAUGAAGAGAACAACAAUCACCAGCUGUUAAAUAUUAGACUUCUUAACAGCUUGAGACAAGGAACAGAGAGGAGACAAAUUUGGUGAAUUGAGAAAACAGUGGGAGAGGUUUUUCUUCUUAUUUUGAGAUACAGUUUGUUUCAUUUAGGGCAAGAGGUUUCCAUUUUAUGUGUUUGAUGAGAAAAAAAAAAGUGAGAAAUUAUUAUGAAA
Messenger RNA from Tripterygium wilfordii, 1898 nucleotides. RefSeq names its product cyclin-D4-1-like. The record is from RefSeq and is a predicted model, not a curated record. Gene Ontology annotation, cellular component: nucleus; cytoplasm; cyclin-dependent protein kinase holoenzyme complex. Bases 414 to 1490 code for a protein of 358 amino acids. The transcript has 6 exons. Gene Ontology annotation, molecular function: cyclin-dependent protein serine/threonine kinase regulator activity. Gene Ontology annotation, biological process: mitotic cell cycle phase transition; regulation of cyclin-dependent protein serine/threonine kinase activity. NCBI's taxonomy places the organism in Eukaryota, Viridiplantae, Streptophyta, Magnoliopsida, Celastrales, Celastraceae.